CCCAACAGGAGGCUUUAAAGGGGCUGGAGCAAGAAAGAGAGAGGAGAAGCAAUCCUGCAGACAGAGGCCUAAACUAAACCACCAAAGAUACUGUCUAAAUAUACGUUUUUGAUUUUUUAAGGACAGUAACUGCUCCAGUCCACUAACAGAGGCUGAGAGAUGUCAGAAACAAAGAACAGCGAGGGAAGUGCGCUGAGGCGAGUGGUGAAGCUACCACUGGUCAGUUCCAGUCUGCAGAUGGUCACAGGCAUCUACGUGGGGGCCAAGCACCGUUACCCACUUUUGGGCAUAGUAGGUGGUAUGACAGAGCUGAGUGUCCGCAGCAUUUCCAUGGCAGCCAGUCAGUGGGCAGCACCCCUUCUACAGCGUCUGGAGCCUGAGAUUGAAACUGUGAACGGUUAUGCUGUUGUUGGUUUGGAGCAGCUGGAGAAAACAUUUCCCAUCUUUCAUCAGUCAGCAGAUGAGGUGCUUGAGUACGUGAAGGAGAGUUUUUUUCUAAGGCUGGAGGAUGCGCAGUAUCGUGUGAAUGUGGAACUGGAUGACAUGGUAGACCGGUGGCAAAGGGUGCUGAAAUUCACCUGGGAUGUGUUGGAGGCAGCUCAAGCUUCAGCAGCAGGCCAAGUGCUCACCUCAGGCCUUGAUGAGCUGCUCACUCGCUCUGAGGAGGCUGUGGCCUACUACCUACCGCUGCCACCCACACUGAGGCGUGACUGGGAAAUCAGAGUGCAGAGCUAUGAAGAUGAGGAUGGGAAUGAGGACGAUGAUGAUGACGAUGGCGAGCCACGUAUGUGGACACGUAUUCGCAGUCUGCUGUUUUAUCUGUAUCUUCAGAUGUACCACAGGUUUCUGCAGCUGAAGGAGAGAGUGGACAGUGUCUUGGAGUUUCUCGGAGAGGCUGCUGACGUGGUGGGGCUGACUGGGCUACUGGAGGGUGUGUGGUCGCUGCUGCAGCUGCUGCUGUCGCUGUACACAGCUCAGGUGCAGCGCGUAGAGGUCCUGGGCUCACUGUUGGUAGGUCAGUUCAGCGAGGCUGUGAAGGUGCUGAAAGAGCUGCCGCCCGUCCAACAGCUACUGACCCUGCCUGCUCAGGUGCACUCUGUCAUGGAUGAACUACUGGAGCUGGGCCAGAUUCUCAUCCAGCUCCUCAUCAACACCACGCCACUGUAUGACCUGGUUCAGCAAGCUUCAGACCAGAAUGUGACAGACUUCGAGCUAUCUGAUGGUGCCUCCCGUCGUAGCUCUGGCAACAGUCUUUUUCUAAAGGCCAUGGACGGUCGUCCACGUCGCCGCAGAAGCCUUUAUGCCCGUUAUCGCCGUAGCUUUUCCAGUGGCUCUUCCUCAAAUCCAGCUCCUUCUCUUAGCCCAGCUCCAGCACCAUCACCAGCCACAGCUUCCACCCCAGUCCCAGCUCCAGCACCAUCCCUUACUCCAGCCCCUGCCCCAGUCCCAGCUCCAGACAUGCCAGAGCAAGACCCCAUCUCAGACCCAGACCAAGACCCAGCUGAGGCUCAAGACCAAAUCCUAGACCAAGACUCGAUAGAGGCCGAAGAUGAGGGUCCAGACUCAGAACCGACUGAGGCCCAAGAUAAGUUCCCAGACCCUGAGCCAACUGAAGCCCAAGUUGAGGCCGAGGCACCUGAUGGACGCAAGGGCAGUCUGAAGAAGGAUGGCCAGCCAGCAGGAUCUCUGGAGCUGAAUGCCCCAGCUAUUUUCUUCACCAACAUGAUUCGGCGUCGCUCCUCCGCAUAUGAAGUUCCAGACCCUGAGCCAACUGAAGCCCAAGUUGAGGCCAAGGCACCUGAUGGACACGAGGGCAGUCUGAAGAAGGAUGGCCAGCCAGCAGGAUCUCUGGAGCUGAAUGCCCCAGCUAUUUCCUUCACCAACAUGAUUCGACGUCACUCCUCCGCAUAUGAAGUUCCAGAUUCAGAACCAACUGAGGCCCAAGAUCAGCUGCUAGACCCAGAGCCAACUGAAGCCGAAGUUGAGUCCCCGGCCAAGGCACCUGAUGGACGCAAGGGCAGUCUGUCAGCAGGAUCUCCAGAGCUGGAUUCCCCAGCGCUUUCCCCCUCCAACAUGAUCCGACGACGUUCCUCCACUAGAGAGAUGCUCUUUUCUCCCAUCAUGCAGUUUGUCACUCAGAGCCAGAGAGCAUUUGAGUACCUGAGCUCUAGUUCUUAUUCUGAUGACCAGGUCACACCAGUGGUGGACAACAGUGAGCAGUAA
Colossoma macropomum (tambaqui) is the source of this 2223-nucleotide messenger RNA. RefSeq names its product perilipin 6 (gene plin6). NCBI's taxonomy places the organism in Eukaryota, Metazoa, Chordata, Actinopteri, Characiformes, Serrasalmidae. The record is from RefSeq and is a predicted model, not a curated record. The transcript has 8 exons. Gene Ontology annotation, biological process: positive regulation of triglyceride storage; lipid storage. Gene Ontology annotation, cellular component: lipid droplet; cytosol. The coding region runs from base 160 to 2223 and encodes 687 amino acids.